Molecule: messenger RNA, 1311 nt
Organism: Ipomoea nil (Japanese morning glory)
Lineage: Eukaryota; Viridiplantae; Streptophyta; Magnoliopsida; Solanales; Convolvulaceae
Product: beta-glucuronosyltransferase GlcAT14C-like
Exons: 4
Coding region: 1-1227 (408 amino acids)
Cellular component (GO): membrane
Molecular function (GO): glucuronosyltransferase activity
Source: RefSeq, a predicted model, not a curated record
AUGAGAAAAUCUCGAAUUAGAUUUACCCGCAGCCAAAAAUGGUCGAUACCCAUCCUUUUACUCUCCAUUUUCCUUCUCGCACUCGUCUCCGCGCUAAUUUUCACUCACCCAAAUGCCCAAAAACCAACAACUUCAAAUCACAAUGGCGGCGUCGCCGAAUCGGAGCUGCCAGAGCUGCCGCGAUUGGCCUACCUGAUUUCCGGCUCCAGAGCCGACGGCGCGAGGCUGAAGCGGCUUCUUCAGGCGUUGUACCAUCCGAGGAAUUACUAUGUGUUGAAUCUGGAUUUGGAGGCGCCGGAUGGGGAGCGGGUCGAGCUGGGUAAGUGGGUCAGAUUGGAUCCUGUGAUGAGAGAGUUUCGGAACGUUAUGGUGAUUGGGAAGGCGGAUUUAAUCACCCACAGAGGACCCACGGCGUUGGCUUCCAUGCUCCGAGCAGCGGCGAUUCUCUUGAAGAAGGCUAAGCGAUGGGACUGGUUGAUCAAUCUUAGUGCGUCUGAUUAUCCCCUCAUGCCCCAAGAUGAUAUACUGCACAUUUUCUCAUACUUGCCUAGGGAUCUGAACUUUCUCGAGCACACAAGUAACAUUGGUUCGAAGGAGUAUCAUCGGGCGAGGCCUAUAAUCAUAGAUCCUGGCUUAUAUCAUUCUAAGAAAUCUGGUGUAUUUUGGGCCAAGGAGACGAGGUCAUUGCCUGCUUCUUUUAUGCUCUUCAUGGGGUCUGAAUGGGUCGUUCUCACGAGGCCAUUCCUCGAGUUCUGCAUCUGGGGUUGGGACAGUCUCCCCCGCACUCUUUUGAUGUACUUCACGAAUGUCCUGUCCUCCCCCGAGGGCUACUUUCACACCGUUGUCUGCAAUCACAAAGACUACCAGAACACGACUGUGAACCACGACCUGCACUACAUUAAAUGGGAUAAUCCCCCGAAGCAGGACCCGAUGAAUUUGACAACGAAGGACUUCAACGACAUGCUUCUGAGCGGUGUACCAUUCGCUCGUACCUUUGCAAUGGAUGACCCGGUUCUCGACAGGAUUGACCAAGAGCUCCUCGGAAGAUCUGAUGGCCAGUUUACCCCUGGAGCUUGGUGUGUAGGGAGACAUGAUAUAGGUAAAGAUCCUUGUAUAGUUUAUGGUAGUUUGGAUGCAGUUAAACCUUCUGCAAGCUCAACAAGGUUGGAGAAACUUGUACUGAAGCUCCUGGACUCUGAAAAUUUUAGACCAAGACAGUGUAAAUAACUUUCUAGUGCUCCUUUUACACAAAAAGUCUUGGUUUUGUUUUAUUCUUUAUCAUCUUGGAAUGUUUCUAAACUGCUUUUUCUU